This is a messenger RNA of Neurospora tetraspora, 1931 nucleotides long. Its product is annotated as P-loop containing nucleoside triphosphate hydrolase protein. NCBI's taxonomy places the organism in Eukaryota, Fungi, Ascomycota, Sordariomycetes, Sordariales, Sordariaceae. Gene Ontology annotation, biological process: mitochondrial translation. Bases 405 to 1688 code for a protein of 427 amino acids. Gene Ontology annotation, molecular function: GTPase activity; GTP binding. The transcript has a single exon. Gene Ontology annotation, cellular component: mitochondrion. The record is from RefSeq and is a predicted model, not a curated record.
AGCACAGCCGCUGCCGGCUUGGCUUGAAAGUGUCGAGGAAAAGGUCAAACACUGACAGUUGAAAUAUCCCAAGCGGGAGCUAGGCUUUUAUGCCCUUAUCGGAGGAUGAUCUGCCGAUAAGCAAUUAUCCGUUAUCAGAACUCAAACUCUAGGCUUGACCCAGGAUCGUGAAGUUUAGCACAGAGGAUCAACAAUGAGACCAGGACACAGCCUUAGCACUCUGAAAAGUAUGCUAUCGCCAACCACAAAGAUAUUUCUCCCACCAUAAGCGCAUUCCCUGAAACGAGAGCGACGACGACGACGACGCGAAACCGAGCGAGACUUGCCCCCAGGCGCAUUCGAUCCGGUCCGGCAUAGGGCGAAACCGAGCUCUCCGCAGCACCGAAACAUUCACGAGAUACACAAUGUCUGGCACAAUAACUGGCAAAGUAGCAGCCGGCGCAACGGCCGCCGUGGCUUCGGCAGUCGAAAAUGUUGCAAGAACCGCAACCACCCUCACAGCCGGCGGCGGCUUCGCACCGCGCGAAGUCUACGAAUCCUCGACGCAAAUCACCCGCUCCUACUACCUCGGCCACCACGCCUCCGCCCUCAAUAAAAUGCGCCAGACCAUCUCGAACGUCGGCCUGAUCAUCGAAUGCCGCGACUUCCGCGUGCCCAUCUGCUCGUGGAACCCGCUCCUCGAGCGCAGUCUCGCGGCCUCCGCCGCCGGUGAGCGCUCCCGCAUCAUCGUCUACACCAAGCACGACCUCGGUCCGCCCUCGGGCAACUUCACCAAAGAGACCUCCAUUGAAGGCUACACCAACGGCCGCUACCAAAGCGGCAAGGACAUCGUCAAGACCCUCAAGAAGUUCCACAAAAACUCCUACACCACCAAGGACGUCAUGUUCCUCGGCACCUCCGCGGGCGCCCGAAGCCGCAACGACGCGCCCAACAACGACAAACACCUCCUCGAGUCCAUCAAGCGCAUCGCGCGCGAAGCCGACUCCCUGACGGGUAUGCGCACCAUGGUGGUCGGCAUGCCCAACAGCGGCAAGUCCACCCUGCUCAACCGGCUGCGCGCCAAGGGAAUGGGUCUCCCUAAGGCCGCGCAAACCGGCGCCACACCGGGCGUCACCCGCAAGAUCGGCACACCGGUGCGCAUCAUAGCCGGCGAAUCCGCCGACGACCCGAGCAGCGCCGGUCUAGGCGAGGGAGUCUUCAUCAUGGACACCCCCGGAGUGUUCAUCCCGUACGUCUCGGACCCGGAGGACAUGCUGCGCCUUGCUCUAGUAGGGUGCGUCAAAGACGGCGUGAUCCCCUCCGUCACGGUGGCCGAUUACCUGCUUUACCAUUUGAAUCUGGUCGACCCGAAGCUGUACACGCGCAAGUUCGACUUGGGCAAGCCGACCAACGACGUGCACGAGUUCCUGCGGGCGGUGGCGACGCGCACGGGUAAACUGAGAAAAGGGUCGGAGCUGAACCUGGAGAACGCGGCCGACUGGGUGGUGCAGGCGUGGCGGCGCGGAGACCUGGGCCGGUUCGCGCUGGAGAGGGUCACGGAGGAGACGCUCGCGCAGGCGGUGGAGAAGUCCAGGGAGCCGACGGUGAGUAUCAGCCAGGCGAGGAAGAGGGAGAAGGAGCAGAGGAAGGUUGCGCAGCAGAUGAAGUGGGCGGGUGUGACGGCGCCGCCGGGUGGGAGUGUUGUGUAGGUGCAAUUUUGAGCCUGAAAGAAAUGUCGGGGGUCCGGUUGGGGAUGAGUAUGACUCCGCUGAGGAAUGCAAUUUGAAAGAGUACCUCUACACUCCUCUCUGCUAGAUAGAAGGAAAAGAAAGACAAAAACAUUUGAUACCCGCCUCCGUAGAGAUUAGGAUGGCUUCAUAUAAGAAUAAAUAAAUUUUGGAUAAUCACUCUUCAAAUCGACAUUUGUCUUUGUGCCCUGCACUCAUAUCUCU